Molecule: messenger RNA, 282 nt
Organism: Aspergillus chevalieri
Lineage: Eukaryota; Fungi; Ascomycota; Eurotiomycetes; Eurotiales; Aspergillaceae
Exons: 2
Coding region: 1-282 (93 amino acids)
Source: RefSeq, a predicted model, not a curated record
AUGUUCCAGGGCAAAGAUCCUACCAACGAAGGUACCCAUGAUCCUUCAAAGGAUGAACCUUCCAAGGACCCUACGAACACGAACAAACCAGCACCACAGAGGCGACCACGUUACGGGUAUACCAACCUGGCCCGAGAAGACCCAAACAGGGAUAAGAGAUACGAAGGCAAAGAAGGCUUGAAGAUUCGGGUCAAUGCGGAUUUGGCCUUGGAUUUAGAUAUCAAAUUGAAGGGGGAGAUCUAUGGUGACUUGAUAAUUGGGCUCAUCACCAGUGAAGAUUGA